AUGUCGUUCAUCUAUAGGAGGGCGGCGCAAAUGCUGUCGAGGUGCGCCCAGGGAGGAGGCAUCAAGGACGUUCUGCAUGAGAAGGAGGACCCGUCGAUUAAGAAGCUCUACUUCAUUUUGCACAAGGCGCUGGAAGACCUGGACAUCCUGAACCGCGUGUACGCCGAGCACCUGUCCAAGUGUUGCAAGAACAAGUUCCUGGGAAUUGUACUCCUGUGCGUGCUCGUGCAGAGGAGAAAAAUCGACGGAGGGGGAAAGUUAAAAAGGGAAAUCCUGAAAAAGGAGAAGGAAAUUCUCCACUUAUACAAUUGUUUGAAAGAGAAAAAGGAGGGUAACAAACAAACUCAAGAAAAAAAAAAACAGCUAGCCAAAUAUUUUAUCAUAUAUGACCAGGGCAGAAAUAGUGAUGCCUUGAACGAACUAAAGGAAGUCCUUCCAGUGGAAGAGGACGAGGAUGUAGAAGGUCUUUACAAAAUUGAAAAUGAUAAGUUAAGUACUCUCAUUGCUACCCCCACGUAUCAGCAGCACAAUGUAAGAAUAUUGGACAAGACGUCCUGCCUGGUUGUACAGGCGGGAAAUAUUAAACAGGGGAUGGUGAUCGUGGACGUCUGCUCAGCGCCAGGCAGCAAGGCCAUAUUUACCCUGACGCUGCUAAAGGAGAAGGGUUACCUUGUGUGCAUUGAGAAGGAUAAGAAAAGGUGCCGCACUCUACUACAGGAAAUAAUGAAACAGAAUCGGGAGUUUGAUGGGAUAUACCUGGAUGAAGAAUUUUCAGAGGAAAAUAAAUUAGCCUUAACAGAAAAGAACUUUUUUGCAAAGCAUACAAGUACAAAUGUUUAUUAUAUAAAACACCGACGUAGCGAAAUGGUGGUCAAAGUUUUUAAUGUAGAUUUUUUUGAGUUGAGUGCUGAUCAUUUUUCAUCGCUCGGGAAGGUGGACGUGGUUUUCGUUGACCCCUCUUGUUCGUCCAGCGGCAUGCCCGACUUUGCACACAAGGAGAGCAUGCGCCGGGUCUUCCGCCACGGCGAGGCAGGGGCAACAGGUAGGCUGGCACCCCAAGUGGGACAUCUCCCUCCAGACGAGCCAAGCCCGACACGCAACUUCUACGAUGACGUGGCGGAGGGAAAAAUCCCAAAGGUCCCUCCUCCAUUUCAAGACAAAGUGGAUAGGCUGGCCGAGUUUCAAAAAAAAAUUUUAAAUCACGCACUGGCCACGCUGAGGACAGCUGAUACGUUUAUUUAUUCCACGUGUUCCUUCUUUGAAGAAGAGAAUGAACAGGUUGUCGAGUCUGUGUUGGAGUCAAAUCCGGGGGUUAGUCUGGAGAAGGCAGGGAAGGAGAAGUUCUUGUAUAACGGCGGGGGGUCAGUCAUCUCCAGUCAGUGUGUGCGCACCUUCCCAGAGCUGCAUGCUUGUCGGGGGAUUUUUGUCUCGAAGUUGCGUCGGACUAUAGUUCGUCCGUAA
Plasmodium fragile is the source of this 1461-nucleotide messenger RNA. RefSeq lists its product as uncharacterized. Bases 1 to 1461 code for a protein of 486 amino acids. Lineage: Eukaryota; Apicomplexa; Aconoidasida; Haemosporida; Plasmodiidae. Gene Ontology annotation, cellular component: nucleolus. Gene Ontology annotation, molecular function: methyltransferase activity. The record is from RefSeq and is a predicted model, not a curated record. Gene Ontology annotation, biological process: rRNA base methylation. The transcript is spliced from 2 exons.